Messenger RNA from Necator americanus (New World hookworm), 714 nucleotides. RefSeq lists its product as uncharacterized. Bases 1 to 714 code for a protein of 237 amino acids. The record is from RefSeq and is a predicted model, not a curated record. NCBI's taxonomy places the organism in Eukaryota, Metazoa, Nematoda, Chromadorea, Rhabditida, Ancylostomatidae. The transcript has 2 exons.
AUGAUGGCAUCACUGUGGAGAGCUGAAGGCGAGAUUUUGAAAGAAAAGAAAGAGCCAAUGCGUGACACGACUUUGCCGUUGGAGAAAUUAGCCUAUGGAAUGAAGAGUAGUAUAUCGAUUGAUAUGAUAUACGUUGACCUGUCAAAAGCCUUCGAUAAAGUAUAUAACUCUAAAUUAAGUGCAAAGCUUAAGUACUUCGGAGUACGGGGCCAUGUUAUAGACUGGAUGAUCUUGCAUCUUAACAUGAGGAGUAUGACAGUCAAAGUUGGCCGCAAAUAUUCUGCCAAAUUCCCUUGCAAAAGUGGAAUUCCACAAGGAGUCCUGUUCCCUCUCUUGUUUCUCAUCUGCACUAUCGACCUACCUAAUGUGCUCAGAACUUCUUCUCAUAUUAGUGUCCAAAUGUACGCUAAUGACAUUAAGAUUUACGGCAUAUACGAUGACGAAAAUUACCUCGAAGUACGCACUGCACUUCAGACAUCACUGGCUAAAAUGUCCGACUGGGCUUCCAAACGAUAUCUGCGCAUGGCUGAGUAUAGCAUGAAUGGAGUAACUCUCAAAAUUUGUAAAUCUGCAAGAGACUUAGGGAUUUUUGUGGAUCAUAACCUCAGCUUCACAGCACAUAUUGAUCAUAUUGUAAGAAAAGCAUACUCCUCCCUUUUUCGGCUAUUCCAUAUUGCCCACACCUCUAAUCCAGCUAUUCUAGCAACUCUCUGA